Molecule: messenger RNA, 940 nt
Organism: Zingiber officinale
Lineage: Eukaryota; Viridiplantae; Streptophyta; Magnoliopsida; Zingiberales; Zingiberaceae
Product: ferredoxin-thioredoxin reductase catalytic chain, chloroplastic-like
Exons: 6
Coding region: 115-690 (191 amino acids)
Molecular function (GO): oxidoreductase activity, acting on iron-sulfur proteins as donors
Source: RefSeq, a predicted model, not a curated record
CACGAUCCCAAUAAAUGCCAUGUCAUCGCCUCUUCGGGGUGGGAAGCGUGUCGGAGCUCUUGAAGGUCGAAACCCUCCGUGGAAGGCGAAACCUGUCGAUUUUGGUCAUCGCAGAUGUUUGAUCUGCUAGAGGGGAUGCCCGUCAGCUCCCGCAAUGCUCCACUCCACGGCGUAACGCUGCUUCCCAGCAGUAAACUCUCCUCGUUGCGGUACUGCCGCUCCCGUCGCCUAAAAGUUCGGGCUCAAGAAGAACCUAGCGAAAAGUCAGUUGAGAUUAUGAGAAAGUUCUCAGAGCAAUAUGCCGUUAGAUCGGAAACAUUCUUCUGCGUGGAUAAGGGAGUCACCUCUGUUGUAAUCAAGGGUCUUGCAAAUCACAAAGAUACAUUGGGUGCACCAUUAUGUCCUUGUAGGCAUUAUGAUGAUAAAGCAGCUGAAGUAGCACAAGGAUUUUGGAAUUGCCCAUGUGUACCUAUGCGAGAGAGGAAGGAAUGCCAUUGUAUGCUGUUUCUCACUCCUGAUAAUGAAUUUGCUGGAAGAGAGCAGUGUGUAUUGGCUGUGCAUACAAGCCAGCAAGGAUUGCAUUUGUUGCUUGUUGACUAUGAAUAUCAGAGCAGAGGGGAGGAGAGGGAAAGGAAUACAAACCACGUGAAUGAUUCCAUUAGCCUCCGAGUAAUUAGUUAUUUUGCAUAAAUUAUGUCGAUAAAUUCAGACUUGUUGUAUUCAACAGCUUCAAUAAGUCUGGUAAAAUGAGGUUUAAUUGCUCAGAUUCAGACUUACAGUUUUUGGCUGCCAUUUGAAGCAUAAAUAAAUAAAACAGCGUUGGGAUACUGGAUCUUUAUUCUUAUACUGAGCCGAACCCAAUUUUACAUGUGUAUUUGUUUAGCAUACACACUGCAUUACUUUUUGCGAAAUUUACUGCCAUUUCUUAGUCUAAUAAUCU